Oncorhynchus mykiss (rainbow trout) is the source of this 1401-nucleotide messenger RNA. The record is from RefSeq and is a predicted model, not a curated record. Lineage: Eukaryota; Metazoa; Chordata; Actinopteri; Salmoniformes; Salmonidae.
AUGGUUGCCAUGUCAGAUUACCAGUAUCACAGCCAGGUCAAACAGGUGUGUUCGUCAGAUUACCCAGUGUCCACAGCCAGGUCAAACAGGUGUGUUCUUCAGAUUACCAGUAUCACAGCCAGGUCAAACAGGUGUGUUCGUCAGACUACCAGUAUCACAGCCAGGUCAAACAGGUGUGUUAGUCAGAUUACCAGUAUCACAGCCAGGUCAAACAGGUGUGUUCGUCAGAUUACCAGUAUCACAGCCAGGUCAAACAGGUGUGUUAGUCAGAUUACCAGUAUCACAGCCAGGUCAAACAGGUGUGUUCGUCAGAUUACCAGUAUCACAGCCAGGUCAAACAGGUGUGUUAGUCAGAUUACCAGUAUCACAGCCAGGUCAAACAGGUGUGUUCGUCAGAUUACCAGUAUCACAGCCAGGUCAAACAGGUGUGUUAGUCAGACUACCAGUAUCACAGCCAGGUCAAACAGGUGUGUUCGUCAGAUUACCAGUAUCACAGCCAGGUGUGUUCGUCAGACUACCAGUAUCACAGCCAGGUCAAACAGGUGUGUUCGUCAGACUACCAGUAUCACAGCCAGGUCAAACAGGUGUGUUCGUCAGAUUACCAGUAUCACAGCCAGGUCAAACAGGUGUGUUAGUCAGACUACCAGUAUCACAGCCAGGUCAAACAGGUGUGUUCGUCAGACUACCAGUAUCACAGCCAGGUCAAACAGGUGUGUUCGUCAGACUACCAGUAUCACAGCCAGGUCAAACAGGUGUGUUAGUCAGAUUACCAGUAUCACAGCCAGGUCAAACAGGUGUGUUAGUCAGAUUACCAGUAUCACAGCCAGGUCAAACAGGUGUGUUAGUCAGAUUACCCAGUGUCCACAGCCAGGUCAAACAGGUGUGUUAGUCAGAUUACCAGUAUCACAGCCAGGUCAAACAGGUGUGUUAGUCAGAUUACCAGUAUCACAGCCAGGUCAAACAGGUGUGUUCGUCAGACUACCAGUAUCACAGCCAGGUCAAACAGGUGUGUUCGUCAGACUACCAGUAUCACAGCCAGGUCAAACAGGUGUGUUCGUCAGACUACCAGUAUCACAGCCAGGUCAAACAGGUGUGUUCGUCAGACUACCAGUAUCACAGCCAGGUCAAACAGGUGUGUUCGUCAGACUACCAGUAUCACAGCCAGGUCAAACAGGUGUGUUAGUCAGAUUACCAGUAUCACAGCCAGGUCAAACAGGUGUGUUAGUCAGAUUACCAGUAUCACAGCCAGGUCAAACAGGUGUGUUAGUCAGAUUACCAGUAUCACAGCCAGGUCAAACAGGUGUGUUCGUCAGACUACCAGUAUCACAGCCAGGUCAAACAGGUGUGUUAGUCAGAUUACCAGUAUCACAGCCAGGUCAAACAGGUGUGUUGUUCAGAUGA